This is a messenger RNA of Rotaria socialis, 942 nucleotides long. Lineage: Eukaryota; Metazoa; Rotifera; Eurotatoria; Philodinida; Philodinidae. The record is from the annotation of a GenBank genome assembly.
AUGGGCAGAAAAAAGAAGAAGCAAACUAAACCAUGGUGUUGGUAUUGUAAUCGCGAAUUUGAUGAUGAGAAAAUUUUACUACAACAUCAAAAAGCAAAACAUUUCAAAUGCCAUCUAUGUCAUAAAAAAUUGUAUACUGGACCCGGUUUACAGAUUCAUUCAAUACAAGUUCAUAAAGAAAAUAUUGAUAAAGUUCCCAAUGCCAUUAAAGGACGAGAUAAUAUUGAAAUUGAAAUUUAUGGUAUGGAAGGUAUACCAGAAGAAGAUCUUCGUCAACAUGAAAAACGGCUUGCUGGUAAAGAUAAAGAUGAACCAGAAACAACUGAUACUGUGAAACCACCUCAAAUAGUAGGUAUGCCACCAAUGCCACCGUUAGGUAUGAUGACUGCUCCACCGAUGAUGCCCAUGGCAUUCACUGGUAUACCGUAUGGCAUGGCCCCGAUGCAACUUCCUAUGAUGCCAGUCCCUAUGAUGACACAAUUACGACCACCGAUGCCAGUAAUGCCGUCAGCACCUGGAAAUUCUGGUUCUCUUCUACCACCGAAUCCAAUGUUAGGUGCUGGUCCCACUUCUGGUAAACCACUUUUUCCUAGCGGAACUACUGAUGCAAAUAAUGAUGUUAACUCUUCGUCACAUAUGACAAAAAUGGUAUCAGCUGCAAAUGCUAUGUCUCAUUUAUCAGCAACUGCAUCGGGAUCAUUGCCCGGCAAUAAAUCAAAGAUAGAACCUGUGCCUGGUACAGCCAAAAUUAUUCAUCCUGAUGAAGAUAUUUCAUUAGAAGAAUUUCGUGCUUCUUUGCCAAAAUAUAAACAAAUGAUGAUGCCACCAAUGCCAAGUGGUCAUCCAAUGGCAAAUUUCAUACCGCCACCCAUGCCUGGUUUACCAUUCAUGGUACCACCCACAGGAUUUCCUCCAAUGGCAUUCAAUGGUCAACGUUUUUGA